UUUCUUCAUUUUAUUUUAGGCUACCCAAAGGAGUAAUGGCACAGUAUUGGCAACCACAAAUAUUACUGAUAUACCUCCUGACUUGGUAAGCCCAAGUGCAGUUGAAUUGGUACUUGACAUCCGAAGUGAAUAUGCAAAAAAGCUCGAGCAGUCCCAAGAACGGGCCAGAAAGCUUCGAGCAGAGCUUGCUGUUGAGGAACGCCGUGAGCUAGAGCUUAGUAGAAUCCUCAAGGAAGUUCUUCCUCAUCCAAAGAUCUCUAAUUUGCAGAAGCCUCGACCACAACGAAAACAGUCUAGCAUUGAAAGAAGAAAGGUGUCCAAGAAACUAAACGAAGAAGCCAUGGCUUAUUUUGAUGAAUGUGUAUCACUAUCAACUUUUGAUAGUUCUGACUUCUCAUCCCAAGAAGACCCAUCACAGAAUUUUGUUCAAGUUGGUGAUAAUAUGCCUUUACCUCAUUCCAGUUCGAGCAUCUCAACAGCCGGUUGUUCAGGUCCUUGUCUUCAUGAUAAUCAGGAUAGUCGGGUUACAUACAACAGUAAUGCCUUGGAAUUUGAUGCUAGCAGCAGUACUAAGAGGCCAACGCAAGCUGCAGCCAUUCUGGACUGCAAAAAUGUAGAGCAUGGUGGGAAAUAUCGGUUCUCCUUCUCUCGGAAAUCAACUGAAGCCCUUGAGGUUCAGGAAGACAUUAGAAAAUAUGUCAGAAGUUUUGGAAAAGAAAGAGAGCAACUUGAUGAUAAUGCACCGAUUGGAAGAUCAAAACCCAUUGAUUUGGAGAAGUAUGACGAGCAGAGUAAAGUACAGAGCUUGUUGUUUGACUGUGUGGCUUUUAAGAACAGAUUAGAGUCGGGCAGCCUGCUACUUUGUGGUGGAAGAAUUGCGAAUACAUCUUCUCUCUUUGCCUCUAUGAUCUAAGGUUCUUUUGGCUAGCUUUUCAUGUGUGAAUUAUGUAUAUCAUUAGAUUGUCAAAAAGAAACUGUGAACUAAUAGAGGUUCUGCUUUUCUCAUUAUUUCUCCGUCUUCAAGCAAAA
This is a messenger RNA of Carica papaya (papaya), 1029 nucleotides long. The record is from RefSeq and is a predicted model, not a curated record. Lineage: Eukaryota; Viridiplantae; Streptophyta; Magnoliopsida; Brassicales; Caricaceae.